Lolium rigidum is the source of this 1614-nucleotide messenger RNA. RefSeq names its product disease resistance protein RPV1-like. The transcript is spliced from 2 exons. Gene Ontology annotation, molecular function: protein binding. The record is from RefSeq and is a predicted model, not a curated record. Lineage: Eukaryota; Viridiplantae; Streptophyta; Magnoliopsida; Poales; Poaceae. The coding region runs from base 1 to 1614 and encodes 537 amino acids.
AUGCACGAGUUGGCCCAUAUAUUGGCACGCAUACUAAGAGGAUCUGACCACUACAUGCUAAAAAUCAAUCAUUAUGGCAAUCUUGGUGACGAUGUCAAUGCAAGGGCGCUGCGUUGUGUCGGCUGUAGCAGAGUGGAGUUUAACGAUGACACAUUUUCAUCUAGGAGAUGCCUACAUGUCCUGGAACUAAAGGAGAGCUCCAUUCAGAAGCUACCUGACUCCAUCUCGCAACUGAGAUGCCUGGGGCAUCUUAAGAUAAUUGGUUUUUCUGGACUGAUAGCUCUGCCUGAGUCAUUUGGGCUUCUGACAAAUCUGAUCUAUAUUGAGUUAUCGGGCUGCCCUGGACUGGUAAAUCUAACAAAAUCAUUUGGAAAGCUAAUCCGUUUAGUGCAUGUCGACUUGUCAGGCUGCUCUGCGCUCCCAACUCUUCCGCAAUCAUUUGGGAAGCUAAUCCGUUUAGUGCAUGUCAACUUGUCAGGCUGCGCAAUGCUCGCUACUCUUCCGGAAUCAUUUGGGAAUCUCGUGAACUUGUCGCAUGUCGACCUGUCAUGCUGCCAUCGAUUGUCAGAUAUCCUAGAAGUGUUGCAGAAACUCGUCAAACUAGUAUACCUGGAUUUAUCAUCCUGGUCUUGUUUCGAAGGGAUAGGUAAAUGUCUGGGUGGCCUCACCAACCUGGAGCAUUUGAACUUGUCAAACCCUUGCUCUUAUCUUGCUCCACAUCGCUCCAGUCUCCAACAGCUAAAAUAUGGUCUGGGCAAGCUCACCAGCCUCCGGUAUCUGAACCUGUCAAUGUGCCUGAAUCAUAUCUUUUACUACAAGACACAGGAGGAAAGUCUCCAAUACAUUCAAUCAUGUGUCAGCAGCCUGUCAAGUCUGGAGCAUUUGGACUUAUCUCAUAACAUACUUCUUGCUGAUCUACCGCAAAGUCUAGGUAACCUCAACAAACUGCACACACUGGACCUCUCAGGCUGCAUCAGACUCAAGAAGAUAGGUGAAAUGAAGUCUCUCAAGUUCAUAGCUCUGAGGAACUGCAGGGGUCUAGUAAGUUGCAACUUUGUGGUUCACAUCAUCGAUGACGACGAUAUAUAUAGCAGCAGCAACAUUGUUCAGCUGGAGACUGUAAAUUGCCAAGAGCUCCAGAUAAGCGGCCUUGAAAAAGUUAAAUAUGAAGAGGAAGCACAGAGAAUCAGAUUGCUGGAGAAACAAAAGCUUGAAAAGUUGAAACUUUCUUGGACUCUGGACUCGAUCAGAUCAGUGGAGGACACUGCUUUGUUAGGGGAAUUAGUGCCACCACCUAAUCUGCAGUGCCUUGAGAUAAAUGGUUAUGACGGCACAUGCCUCCCAGAAUACCUGAGUGACCUCACCUCUCUCCGGGAACUAAAGAUUGUCUGCUGCAAACAGCUCAUCUCGCUGCCGGAUAGCAUAAAAGAACUCACCAACCUCGCGGAGCUGUGUAUUUUUGACUGCCCAGAACUAGAGAAGUGGUGUCAGCUAGAGGAGAUCAAGAAAAUGCUGGCGCACAUCCCCAAUAAGAAUUAUCAAGAACAUGCAAGUACUAGCUGGGCAGAGAUCGAGGAGGAUGGCAGAUCGAUAAAUGAGGUCAAGGUGGCAUAG